CGGAGAAGAUGAGAGUAUUCCAGUAUCACUGCAGCCAACAGCGGUACUGAAUUGACAGACCGGUGAAAUACUAUCGUAACGCCGUAUCUUAAUGGUUCAUUAGUGGUUAACUAAGUGAUAGCAAGUGUUAUUUGCGACGCUCUGGGAAUGAUAUGAGAUAUAGAAUUGUUAUUUGGAAAACCAUAAAAGCCAAUAUGAAAAGUUGUUUAGUGCUUUUAGUUAUUCACAACACAAUAUAUGGAUCUCUUAAUGGAAUAAAGGUAGAUGCUCUUAUAAAUAAAAUAAAUCAAGUGAAGAACCCGAAUAAAAAUUCAAAGUUUGAGGACGUUAUAAAGUCUGCAGUUUUUAUAGACAACACGUUUUUAAUCAAAGACUUACUCGUUACAAAUGGUUCUGUAAAGCUAAUAACGGCACCUAGGAUGUUUGGAAAAUCAACGAAUUUGGACAUGGUUAAACGAUUUUUGGAAAUAACAGUGGACGAAAGUGGGGACCGAUUAGAGAUCUCGGACACUGCGAACUACAAUCUGUUUCAAAACAAAUGGAUUAAACAUAUGUAAAGAUAAAACAUUUUUCAAGGAACAUUUUGGAAACUAUCCAGUUAUCUAUAUUGACUACAAUCCACUUAGAGCAGUCAGUAGUUUUAUAGAGUUGCUAAAAAGUCUUAGAACGGUAAUAAGUCAGACAUUUUCUUACCAUACUUAUCUAACUGAAAAUAAGAAGUUAUGGAUGGACGAAGAGGAAAUUACUCAUUUCCAAAACCAUAUAACGCAAGGCGAAAAUCGUACUUUGGAUAAAUUCGACAUAUCUUUCAGUUUUCAAUAUUUAGCACUCCUUUUAAAAAAGCAUUUCAGGAAAAAAGUUUUCGUUUUAAUCGACAAUAGUGACGCGUUUGUGUACAAUAUGAUUUUUAAAGAGUCUCCAGACAUGGAAGCAAUAUGCAGCUUCAUGGAAGAAACUGAUGGAGCCCUUUUGACAGCCGAGAACCUCGUAAGUGGAGGACUUCUGACUGGAGUGUUACGUGUGUUCAGGGGAUCCUGGGGUAUCAACGUCUGGACCGCCCAGUACUUACAGGAGGUCGAGUUCAGCAAAUACUAUGGACUCACGGAACCGGAUCUCAUACAAACAUUAAAUAAACUAUUCCUUGACAAGAAGAAGCGAGUAGAAGUGAAAUCUUACUUAGAUGAGAAUUACGGUGGAUACCGGCUUUACACGGACGGUUCGGACUAUGUAAACAUGUACAGUAUUUCGUCUGUGGUGAGAUAUUUGACAAAUGGGUCUAACGUAGGGAACUACUUGUGUUAUCCAGAGUAUCUGGACGGGUGGAAAUCAUUGUUAAGAAUCAAAGAUGUUUAUGAAGCUGUUACUGAUCUCCUAGCAGGUAGAGAAGUAGUUGUUGACCUUUACGAAGCAUUUUAUAAAGAACACUUUUUGGCCAUACACAAUAUGAUAAAGCACAAGAAACUAUUAUCGCAGUAUGGAGUUGAGUGGUUCCUCAGAUAUCUUAACCGUUUUGGGUAUUUGACACCUAGUGAAGAAAACGAGAGUGGUACAAAUGGUACAUUUAAAUUACCAAACCAAGAAACUAGGCAAUAUUUGCUCAAUUUGUUGUAAUGUGAUCUGAAAAGCAUUUAAUCUGUAAGUCUAUGUAUUUGUUUGAUUGAUGAAAAUGAAUCAUAUUAGUGGCGUACUAAAAAUAUUUUUUUUUAAUCUGAGUAACACAAAUAUCUUGUUUUGCAGAUUUAUUGAUAAUCUAGUAAUAUGACAACGAACUAUUAAAUACUUUCGAAGGCAAUCUAAAUAAAAUGUUAUUCCUUUUAAUAAGUUAAACUUAAGUAAGUAUUAAAUAAUGAGUAGUAAGUAUUCAUAAGUGUUAACCUAAAAUGUAUUAUAAAGUUCUGUAACAUUUUUGUACUUCCAAUUUUUUAUAAUAUAUCAGGUUACAAAAAGCUAAAAUUAAUAUGAAUUAAAAUAACGCAAUGACAUACGUUAGUGAAAUUGAGUUGUUUAUAAUAUAAAACUAGGAAUAACCUACUGAUGGUGCUGAACUGUAAAAUUAGAUCUACAUGAAUAACUUUAUAUUUUACGAAGUUGCGAGAUGUGUUAUUAUUAAGAAUUUUAAAUCCAGACAAGAAUCCAAUACAGGAUAAUCUGUCUGUGGGAAGUAGAGGAGGGAGGGCUUAGAAAUCUACUUAAUCAUAUAGUGCGCACAAUGCUGACUAAAAAAAUAUGAGUCAGCUUGUUCCUCUGUUCUAUUGCAGUAGAGCGCAGCCUAUCCAACAUUUAAAUGUGUACAAAGUACUUACAUUAUUUAAAAACAAAAGAAAACGUUAACAAAAAACAUUAAAGAACGUACAAACUUCAUUCCUUAAGGAUCAAAGAGCGUAAAUAUAAAAAUUAUUAGGUUAUAUUAGGUAAGAAAUGCAUUACUCUUUGAAGAAAGGUAAAAUGUGUUUAAUAAAUUACCAUUCAUCUGUUAUUCAAGAAGUAAAGUUACAUUGUUUUGCAAUAAUGUAUUUAAUUAAUUUGUUAAAACAAUUUAUGUUGGUUUUUUUAGAGUCAUUAGUUAAAGUCAAAUAACAUUCGUUUGCUUUGCGUAUAGAAUUCAUUUGGUUUAAAACUCUGAUUUUACAAUGAUUAUAUCGUAGUCCAAUGCAACUAAUGUUUUGUGAUUGUUUAUAAUAUUAAGUGAGAGUGACCUAAGAUUGAAUUUAAAGUUACAUUUUAUACAAUAAAUAUUAUAUAUAGUAAGGAUAUGUGUAAUAAUUGUGUUCAUACUCAGUUUGUUUGAAAAUUAAUAGUUUUAAUUGAACAAUAAAUAGAUAAAUUAUGUUUAUAGUGUAGCUUUUGUUCAUAAAAGCUAAUUAUGACUAUAACGAUGUAAUUACAGACAUAUCGGAUUGUGGCCAGAAUCAUUUUAGUAUGCCCUGGGCUAAAAAAGACUUUAUUUCGUUUUUAUCAUUUUGUGUACCUAAGCAACUAGAUACGUAAGUAGAGUAUUAUUGAGAAUUUACCGAUGUAAAAUAGUACUUUUAUUCAUAUGAAAGAAUACCUUUUUAUUCUAUAUUAUAGAAGGAUUAAGAAACACUUUUUUCAGUAUAAAAUAUUUGUCCCUACUUGUCAAAAAUAAAGAUCAGAAGUCAAAACGUUAUAAGAACAAAGACAGUAGCUGAGUUAUAUAAUGUGGACAAUCAGAUUUUCUUUCACGCCCAAUAAAAACUAAAAAUUCAAUGAAGCAAAAUACAAUACCUAUAAUCAUCAAUAGAGAAAACAAUUUGUUUUCUAUGACCGCCUAUAAUCAUUUGCAGUAAAGCACCUAAUCUGAAAAAUCUUAAAAUACAUUUAUUAAUCGAUGAAUGUAAUAAGAUCAAAUAUAAUAUUUAGAUACCAGUAAAUAUAUUUAGGGUGUCUUUCGUGACCACAUAACAUAACCAUGGUGUGACGAGAACAACUAUCAUCGUGUCUAUAACAUCAUACCUCACUCUAUUAUUCACUUGAUGAAACACUAAAACGUCCUUAUCGGCAUUACACUGGAUGGUUGAGAUUGAAAGGAGCUCCUUGUUCGCAUAAGUUUAAGCGACGUUAAAAUAAUUGAAGGAACAUCAAAUCAAAACAAUUUAAACCUACUCGAAAUACAGCAUGCCCACAAUUGUUUUUCACAGCGUGCUAAUAAAAAUUAAAAACAUUGUACUGUGAUGGAUUUGCUAUGAGCUAUUAGCUGAACUUCUUAAAACAAUACUGUGACUACGCAUUAGUUUAUAAAAAAUAUCUAAUCUUUUUGAUAUUUUCGGUUUUCUUUUUAGUUAAUUUUUUAGAAUUGGUAACCAAAGCCUACGAAAAUAUCAGCCAACGAACUAUUCGCUCAAUGGUGGUCUUGCCAGAUUGCAGCGCCUUGGGAACGAAAUUUGCUCAAGAAUAGAUUUUUUCAGUGAAUCUUUGCUGUCCUAAAGGAAGAAAUUAUUUUAUUUGAUCUUUGAGAAACACUGAACUAAUAUAGAUGCUUAGUCUUAGGUAAUAUAUUUGUUUUUCUGGUUAAUCAUAGUUGUACUGCCAAUUGUUCCUGUUUUCUUAGUUUAUCCCUGUUAAUGCUUUCUCUUAGUAAGCUCUCACCACUGUUGGUGUCUUUGCUGUUGUUUUGUUUGUUAUUUAUUGUUGUUACUGUUAUUUAUUAUUAUUGUAUUGUUGAAUUAUUUAGCCACUAGUAGAAUAUUGUAUGUAGUAUAGUAUUUUCCAUCUCGGAAAUGGUCCUUUAAUUUAUAUUAUUAUUGUAAAUGGUGUAUCCGUUGGAUGAAGAAAUAAAUAAAUAAAGCAGCCUAAU
Messenger RNA from Homalodisca vitripennis (glassy-winged sharpshooter), 4315 nucleotides. RefSeq lists its product as uncharacterized. The transcript has 2 exons. NCBI's taxonomy places the organism in Eukaryota, Metazoa, Arthropoda, Insecta, Hemiptera, Cicadellidae. The coding region runs from base 727 to 1611 and encodes 294 amino acids. The record is from RefSeq and is a predicted model, not a curated record.